Myiozetetes cayanensis is the source of this 7797-nucleotide messenger RNA. RefSeq names its product microtubule associated monooxygenase, calponin and LIM domain containing 1 (gene MICAL1). The record is from RefSeq and is a predicted model, not a curated record. Bases 3351 to 6740 code for a protein of 1129 amino acids. NCBI's taxonomy places the organism in Eukaryota, Metazoa, Chordata, Aves, Passeriformes, Tyrannidae. Gene Ontology annotation, molecular function: FAD binding; protein binding. The transcript is spliced from 24 exons.
UUCCCGGGACAAUGGGAAAAGACAGUAGUCUCCGCUCAUCCACCUCCACUCCAUUCCCAGAAGCACUAGUGCUCCCAGUGCCGAGUAGGAUAGGGUGGGAAGAACUUUGCUGAGAUCUAUGGAGGGAUGCUCCAUGGCAUCCUCACGGGGACGACUGUGCUUUGGGGUGAGGGAGAAGCAGGAGGAGGAAAAGGAUGUGGUGUGUGAAGCCUGGCUGUAAGCAGACUUCCCCUUUGUGCCGAAAUUCAUCUGCAAGAGGCAGCUCCCUCGGUGGGGCUGGUGCUGAGCGGGAGAGGCCAGGCUGAUCUGUAAAAAUAGGGGGGGCAGGUUUGCUCCUCUCCAAGUGUUGUCUCUGCCCAGAGCUCCCUGGGACAUUGUCAGGCUGUGGCUUGUAGAUCCCUUGCAAAGGGCAAUGCCAAAAUGUCCCGGAGAAAUGCCCACUUCUGCUGAUGGCAGCACAGGAGCCGAGGCUGGGUCCUGCACCUCCGAAGGGGGAUUUUGGCAUGAGCUUUCCAGUGGGAGUUACGUACCUGUGAAAGUGAGCCCCCUCCAUUGUGACACUGGGUCUCUGCAGCUGUCAGCCUCAGCCCUGGGCAAUGCUGCAAACAUGCCACCGCAUCUUUGUCACCUCUCCUCAGCCCUCCUCCCCAUAGCUCCAUGCUGGGGCCUUGCAAAGGGGGCCUCAGCUGUUGUGUUCUCCUGUACCCACAUCCCCACCUCAAACCAGAGGAGCUCACAGGGAUUUUCCCCUCCCUCCAAGGAUUAAAACCCACCCAAAUCAAGGCAGGUUUCUGCAAGGUUGGUCAGGGUGGUCUCUCUGCCCAGUCCCACACCAGGAAUGUUUCUCCUGAGUACAAUAGCACUGGUAAAAUCAUCCAGUGCCUUCACCUAUUCUUGACACCUUCCUGGCUUGACUGGCUGUGGCAAGCAAGGGCUUUGGGCAAGCUGUUAAAUGAUCACAAGAAAACCUCCAUCUUACCCUCUGACCUGUUGCUGGAAGGGCUUUCAUGUAGCCCAGUCCAGCUCAGCAGCCUGGCCUGGGGGUCUCCAGGCUGGACCUCAAACCCAGAACAGCCUGUCCAUGCUGUGAGCCAGAGCAGCAGCAAGGCAAGGGGAUCUGCUGCUGCUGGAAAUUCUUCCAGCUUUCAUUAGCUCUGCAUGGAGCCGCAGCAUCCUUUCCCACCCCAUUUCUAUGUGCCUGGAAGACACGUGAGUUCCAGGGCAGCUCCCCACACCAUCCCCCAAAAGGCUGCUUCUCUCCAUGCAAGGGCAAGGGGAAGAUCCCAACUUGCAAAGUGGGAUGGGAUGUCCCUGCUCCAGGGAUGCUCCACAUGUGUCAGACCUGGAUGGUGUUCCCAUAGGCAUGUCUGCAGCCACCCCAACCAGAGCUGAUAUGAGCUGAGUCAGGGCUGGCUGCAACCCCUGCUCCUCCCUCUGCUUGCAGCAGCAGUGUUAGGGGAAGAAAUGCAAAAGGUAUUGAGGAGGAGAGCAGAGCCAGAGGCAGCCUGGAGCAGCACUGUGCCCUUCUCUGUUGCCACUGGCCUUUGUGGGCUGAAAGCUGUUUAUUUGCAUCAAACCUGCAGGAACUGAGUUUUUCCAGGAGUUUCUGUCCUUGCUUGCAGUUGUCAAAGGGGUUUGAGUGUGCCAAAGUGCUGGUAUGAUCAUUGUUUCUGCAGGAAAUGGUGUAACACAAGGCUUGUUUUUCUGCCUCCUCUGAGCCUCCCUGCCAAAGCGUAGGGGCUGGAAAGCUUUCCUGGGCAGCAUGCUCCUCCCGGCAUCAUGUCCUCCAGUGGGAAUAGAGGCCUUGAGAUGGGCUUAUUUCAGAGCCAGGAACUGCUGAGGCUGGAGGAGAUACUCCCAGCCUGAGCAGCUGCCUUUGCCCCAUCUCCCUGGGACUGCUGCAUGGUGACCUUAGCAGGCGCCAGUGCAGUAACAUGAGCUCCUGGGAGGAAACCCGUCCGCAUGGGCCACUGGUGCCUGGCCAGGAAGUGCUGCCUGGGCAGCCUCCAUGGCAGGAGAACGGGUGGCUGGUGGGACAGCACGCCUGCACUCUCCAGCGAGGUUUGUAGUGCUGCCUCGAUUUUUCCAGAUUCAUUCUGUCCCGCUAGCAGCGCUGAGGGGAAGAACAGAAAGCUGUCCCCAGGUCUUACAGUCCUGUCACGAAUGCAUAGGUCAUGUCCUCUGUCCUCACGCUGCCACUCCGGAGUCUGGUGGGUGUCAGCUCCUGCUCUGCUUGGCUGGAUGGUUUAUCCUAUGUGUGCCUAGGAAGGAAGAGGUUAAAAUGCCUGGAUUUCUUGACUCUGAUGCUGGGAGGGAAGGUGACCUGCAGAAUUGCUUUGCAAAGCAUAGUUCUGGUGUUGGGAAACUCCUGGGUGAGACCAAACUUGAAACGCGGCUAGAAUUCAAUCUUUCCAGCCCAAAUUUAAGCCCAGGCUUAAACAAGUUAUUUUCCCUGUCUCCGUGCCUCCCUCCACCCCAGGGCAGCUUGGCUCAGUCACGGCGUCCUUCCCACUCCAGCAUCCCACUGCAGAGCUGGCUGCAUCCUGAAGGUGCCACCUUUGGGGUGUCGCCAAGUGCCCAAGGUAACACUGAGUGACAAGAGGGCAAAGAGCAGUGGUUCAAAGGUAGGAGCACUCCUUUCCACCGGAUCCUCCUCAGCACGUCUCUGCCUUUCAUAGCCCUGGGGCUUGGCGAUAGUGGCUGGAAAUUGCAAAGCUUUGUUCUUCAUGCUUGGGCUGGCAAGACAGAGGGUGGCACAGGCUGGUGCUGCGGGGGGACAGUGCUGAGAGUGGGAGACAGAUGUAAGGAGUGCUGUAAGGUCUCCUGGGACAUGCCAGGGGCAGGGGGUUUUGGUGUGCCCAGGGGAAAUGUGCUGCACCGCCCUUCCCAUGGGUUCCUUGGCAUUAUGGGGCUGUUCAUAUGGUGGUUUGACAUUUUUGUUUCCUCACCGGUGCUUCCUCUAUGCUAAUCUGCUUCCACCUCCUCUGGGAGUGGCAGAGGUGGAGGCGAGGUGAGGGAGAAAGUCUCCUCACUCCAGUUGCUGAAGCCAGGCUGGCAGGAUGGAUCUAAUCCUGCUUCCUCCUGUUCCAGGGCUGGUCUUGCUGGGUUUGAGGGCAGGUGUGGUUGGUUCCUAAAGCCAGGAGCCUCUUCCCAGCCCCCCAGAAAGACCAAGGGUGAAGAGGAAGGAAGUGGUGUCUUUGCUCCAAAACAGCUUGCUCUGCUCACAGCUGCUGCAGCAUCCGGGGGAGGUUCCGCCAGCUGCUGCAAGAAAUUUUGAUAGUGCCAUCACCCAAGAGCACCCGCAGCUGGGAAACUUAGUGCUGAGACACCAGGCUUUUGGGUGACGUGGGAUGAGCGUGCCAGCUGAUGAGCCGGGCAACCCAGCCCAUGCCAUCUUUGAAAGAUUCCUGCGUGCAGGGGAAUGCCAGGAGGUGCUGGGCUGCUUUGGGGAGCUGUGCCAGCAGCUGGGGCUGCAGGGCAGUGGGCUGCAGCUCUACCACAGCCUCAAGGCUGCCCUCAACUACUGGAGUGCCAAGGCGCUGUGGAGCAAGCUGGAUAAGAAAGCUGGGCACAAGGUCUACGACCAGGGCAAGGCCUGUGCCAGCACCAAGUGCCUGGUGGUGGGAGCCGGCCCCUGCGGGCUGCGGGCGGCCAUCGAGCUGGCACUGCUGGGUGCCCGUGUGGUGCUGCUGGAGAAGCGGGACUCCUUCUCCCGCAACAAUGUCCUGCACCUCUGGCCCUUCACCAUCCAUGAUCUACGGGCACUGGGUGCCAAGAAGUUCUAUGGGCGCUUCUGCACCGGCACGCUGGAUCACAUCAGUAUCCGGCAGCUCCAGCUGAUCCUGCUGAAGGUGGCUUUGCUCCUGGGGGUGGAAGUGCACAUCAAUGUGAAGUUUGAGGGCCUUGUUCCCCCCACAGGCAGGGCAGGUGGCUGGCAGGCUGCGGUGCAGCCCAGUUCCUCUCCCCUCACCCACUACAAGUUCGACGUCCUCAUCUCAGCUGGCGGUGGCAAAUUUGUCCCUGAAGGGUUCAAGCGGAAGGAAACACGGGGGAAGCUGGCCAUCGGCAUCACCACCAACUUCAUCAACCGCCACAGCCGGGCUGAGGUGGAGGUGGCUGAGAUCAGCGGUGUGGCCCGAAUCUACAACCAGAAGUUCUUCCAGAACCUCUACAACAAAACAGACCUUUCCCCAUCCCCAGGCAUUGACCUGGAAAACAUUGUAUACUACAAGGAUGACACUCACUAUUUUGUCAUGACGGCCAAGAAGCAGAGCCUGCUCAAGAAGGGAGUCAUCCUCCAGGACAAAGCAGACAUCGAGAGCCUCCUGUCUCCAGAGAAUGUGAACCGGGAUGCCCUCCUCAGCUAUGCCAAAGAAGCUGCCAACUUCUCCACCAACUACCGCUUGCCUGAACUGGAGUUCGCCCUCAAUCACCGGGACCUGCCGGAUGUUGACAUGUUUGACUUCACCUGCAUGACGCGCUCGGAGAAUGCGGCACUGGUGUGGGAUUACAAUGGGGCUCGUCUGCUCCUAGGGCUGGUGGGCGACUGCUUGGUGGAGCCCUUCUGGCCACUGGGCACUGGGGUGGCAAGGGGAUUCCUCGCCGCCUUUGAUGCAGCAUGGAUGGUGCGGCGGUGGGCAGCUGGGACCCCUCCACUGGAGGUGCUGGCCGAGAGAGAGAGCAUCUACCAGCACCUCUCGCAGACCUCCCCAGACAACACCAACAAGAACAUCAGUCAGUACAGCAUCGACCCAGCCACACGCUACCCCAACAUCAACCUGCAGGCCAUCAAACCCAACCAGGUCCAGGACCUCUACCUUGCAGGCAUAGUGGAGGUGGACCACAAGAGGAAGAGUGACAACCAGCUCAUCACCGCAGCCUCUGGAGACGUCUAUGAAGAGCUGCUGAGCUGGUGCCAGGCCAGCACAGCUGGGUACCAUGGCGUGGCAGUGACCAACUUCACCACCUCCUGGACUAGUGGCUUGGCCCUCUGUGCCCUCAUCCACCGCUUCCGCCCUGACCUAGUGGACUUUGACUCUGUGGACACCCAGGAUGCCAUUCAGAUCCACCAGAUGAUGCUGGACACGGCAGAGCAGGAGCUGGGCAUCCAACCUGUCCUCUCCAGCAUUGAGAUGGCCACCAUGUCAGAGCCUGACCGCCUGGGCCUCAUCACCUACCUCAGCCAGUUCUAUGAAGCUUUCAAGAACUCACCAGAGGUAAGGGAGGUCAGCAAGAAACCACUGUCUCCCCACGGCACGCGAGGGGCCAUCCUCUUCCUCAGCAAGCUGCAGAAGAGCCGGAACCUGACACACAAGCGUGCCCAGGUAAGGGACCCCCACCCAGUUCCUCCUGACACACCGAAACCCUGUCCCCCUCCCCAUCCUAGACACCCCUUUCACAUUUGCAGGAAAGUGCCCAGAAGGAUGCUGAGGCAAAGAGGAGCCACAGAAACCCCGAGCUGGACACGGGGCUGGAUGGAGAAACUCUGGACAGUUCCCAUGAGCUGCUGCAAACCACCAUGUUGGACCCAGAGCAGCCUCCAAGAGAGAGGACAGGGAAGAACAGCGAUGCCUGCUACUUCUGUGGCUGCCGUGUCUACAUCCUGGAGCGAGCUAGCGCCGAGGGACGUUUCUUCCACCGUGGUUGCUUCCAGUGCCGGCGGUGCGGGGCCACCCUGCGCCUGGGCGACUACGCCUUUAACGAGGAGGAUGGAUGCUGUUGCUGCCACCAACCCACCCUUGGAUGCUGGGAGCCCAUGUGUGUCCCCCAGGGAGGGGGCGUCCGGUCUCGUACAACCCACUCCAGCAGCUCCACAGCGAGGGGAAGAGCCUGGCGCAGUGGAGGAUGCUACGGAUGCUGGUGAUGUGAAGGAGCAGGAGCUGCUGGCACAGCUCAGGGAGGAUGUGAGGGAGGAGGAGGGUCCUGGAGCAGAACCCCAGGGGGUGGCAGAGGAGAGUGAGGAGAGUGGGGGCAGGAGGAAGAUCAUCCUUACACCACUGGAGAAGCUCAAUCUGUCCACGCUGAACCUCACCAGUGAAGCAGAGCCUGAUCUUCCACCGAAGCCAGCUCGUCUGUGGCUCCAAGCAGUGCCUGAGGCCCUCCCUGCCCUGUGGCAGGGUCAAGACUCCUGGAAGGUGGAGGAGGAGGAGGAACUUGACAUGCAGAAAACUUUGGAGGAGAGUGACAGCGAGGAAGAGGAGAAAGAAGAGGAAGGCAUACAUCUUGGCAUCACGGCAGAGUUGUGCCCGAACCUGGGGGAAGAGGAUAUAUACCCCACCUGUGAGCAUACACUGGCCCGCCAGGCCAGGGAAGCCCACAUGAAGCGGUUCUGCAAAGCCCAGGCCAUCCAGAGACGGCUGGAGGAGAUUGAGGUGACAUUCCGGGAACUGGAGAAGGAAGGCAUCAAACUGGAGAAGUUACUCCGGGAUGAGAAUGGCAGCCCAGCCGACCAGCAGACACAGUGGACAAACCAGCUGCUGUACUUGGUCCAGAAGAAGAACAGUCUGAUGAUUGAGGAGUCGGACCUCAUGAUUGCGGUGCAGGAACUGAAGCUGGAGGAGCAGCAGUGGCAGCUUGACAAGAAGCUCCGGAGUUACAUGAACAGGGAGGAAACCCUAAAGACACCCGAGGAUUGCAAGGCUGAGCAGGAGACCUUGGCGCAGCUGUUGAAGGUGGUGAAUGAGCGCAACCUCCUCAUCCACAUCCAGGAGGAGAAGCGACUCAGUGAGCUGCGGGCCUGAUCUGCACAGCCCAUGGACCCACCAGAUCCUCCCCGGGGGGACAAGCAGUGUGUGUGUGUGUGUGUGUGUGUGUGUGUCUCCUGGUACAGGCAUCACUCUGAGCUUCCUCUGUGAUGGUGGUGAUGCCUGAGCUGCUUGCAAGCACCAGCAGCUGCCAUGGCAAAUCCAGCUUCCUGCUUGCCAAAGCCUGUCACAGAAGGGCCAGACCUGCUGGUGAAUGCCCACAUGGACAGACACUGAGAAGCACCCAGCUUUGGGGUGCAAAGCGGGCGUUCUCGCAUGUGGCUGGAUUGCCUUUGCCUUGUGCUUGCUUGAAAAUAAGAUUUGCAGGAGGCUCCAGAAGAGGGCUGCAGGGGUGCCCAGCAGCAAGGAGGUGACCGUAGCCACCACAGGCAGGUCACAGGGUAGAUGCCAAAUGUGCAGGGGCAGCAUCAGGACAGGUCCCUGGAAGCUACCGUGGGACAUCCCUUCCAGCUGAGGGCAUCCAUCCCAGCCUGGACUGUCCAUCUCUUCGAGGGACAUUUGCCUGUACAAGUGGGGGCCAGUGACAGAUUGGGGUGAUCCUGCCACUCUGCAUAGCUGCUUUUGCAUGCCAUGUCCACAGUGUCCCCAGCUGCCGCAGGAAACCAAGAUCACAACCCCACCAUGAGCCCCUUGGGGCAGGGAAGGGCAUUUUGUCCAGCAGCUCUGGAGGGGAUUGUGCCCAGGGCCUUCGUUCUUUGAUACCAAGUAUAAGGGAUGCCAGGGGCCAUGUCCUCCUUGCCCCUUUUGGGUUUCUUGGCAAUGCCUCAAUGACCUUUGCACAGACCUCAGACCCCCCCCGAGUCUCCAGAUGUUGCAGGGUGGCCUCUGUGGCUGAAUGGAUCUUGCAGCAGCCCCAGAUAUGUUGGGGACAGGGGUCCCAGGCAUGGGUUCUUCUGUUAGCAAUACCACCCUGUGUUCAGCCCUUAUCCUACCAUUCCCCUCAGUGUCUCCUCCAGCCCCCCCUUGUGUUUGUACCAGCCCUACCAUCCUGUUGCAACCCCCCUCCUUUCCAAUAAAGCCCCCUGACCCAGCA